Etheostoma spectabile (orangethroat darter) is the source of this 6387-nucleotide messenger RNA. Its product is annotated as formin. Gene Ontology annotation, biological process: actin nucleation; cortical actin cytoskeleton organization. Gene Ontology annotation, molecular function: actin filament binding; microtubule binding. Lineage: Eukaryota; Metazoa; Chordata; Actinopteri; Perciformes; Percidae. Gene Ontology annotation, cellular component: actin filament; cytoskeleton; cytoplasm. The record is from RefSeq and is a predicted model, not a curated record.
UGCAGUGCUGGGCUCAGCAGGUCCCCUCCCAGGAAGGGAGGAACCUCAAGGGAGGCGUUCCCAGACUGGAUAGACCAGUCAGAGACAUUUUUGUUCAACCUGAGGUUUUGUUUCUCACACAACAGCACACAGGGCUUCCCUGUGAACUGAAAGACCGAGACAAACUAGAAGUACAGUGUAGUCAUGGACUCAUACUGUAUGCCAGCAUAUAGAGAAGGCUAACCCACAACUUUUAUGGAUAAUACCGCUCAACUUGUCGAAACAGUUGGGAAUGCUUUUGUGAAAGGCAGGUGAACUCUGCUCUCCCAGGGAGAUUACAGCAGGACAUGCUUCCUGCCACUAAACGGCUUGUCUUUACUUGCAGUUAUUUGCAUCUUGCUUGCACAGAGGAGGCUGAACUGUGCUACGGAGAACAUACAGUCAGUAGUAGACUGUAUUUGAUAUUAUGAAAGUCUACUAUGCAGAACCUGUUUGUGCCUCACUGAACAGGAAUACAGGAUAGUGUUGUUGUAAAUGGUGCCCGCCCUGAGAAGGUAAAAGGAGCUGGGGCGAUUUGUCCAUACAAAGGCCUUUUGUUCCCGGCCAGCAGUAGAGGUGGAAAAGGAGCAGCUUGGAAGGUGGGGGCAUUUGUGACAUUUUUAAUGGACAUUUUGCCAGGGCUACUACCUGUUUUGGUUUGCCUCUCUUUGGUCUCCGUGUGAAACGCAAAAAUGGACAGUGUGAGUAAUAACUCCGAUGGACUGGGGAGGCAGCCCACUAGUUCCCUCCUGAAUGUCUUCAGCAGUUUAUUCAGCCGAGAUACACCUGCCCCUUCAGACACGGAGUCGGCUGUGCUGACGUCUUUUAAGGAGCUGUCAGAUGAGGAGAAUCCUCUUCCGGAAGGCUGUCAAACCACCAACCGGGAGAACGAGCUCCAAGGGAGGGACAGAAUUAAUCAGAAUAAUGUGACUGCUUCCUAUGAUACAGGGCUCAGGGCUGAAUCACGGGAAACCUGCAAGGACCAGGUUAAAACAGCCGCAGGAGCCUUGGUUGAUCUAGAUCUGGUCCAGGUCACAAGAGUGGAAACGUACAGUGACAGUGAGGAAAAUGAGGAUGAGAAGGUGGCCAACAGCAGCACUAGUCUGUUGGAGAAGCUUGCCAGGACCAAGGAGCCUUCCCUGCCUGAGGAGGGUAAUAAUACAGUGGAGCAUGGUGAUGAAGAUGAGCUAAAAGAUGCCAGUGAGGCAGAAGCAGAGUACCAAGUGCCAGUGUUUAGAACACACAAACUUGAGGAUAGAUCACUAGCUAUUCUAUAUUCAGACAGGUUUGUCAACAGAACUAACUUGAGGCCAGUUUUGGUCUCUUCAGUUUCUAAACAGGGAGAUGGCUUCAGUCCCAAGGAGCGCACCACCAUCGUGUCUUUGGAUGUAGAAACAUCGGAUGCGGGAGAGAAUGGUGGAGACAAUGUGGGAAACAAUGAGAGUGAAGAGUUUGCCAACAUAGAUUGUUCUCUGCCUCUUCCUUCUAUCAUCUCUGGACAUCUGGCUUUGGAGGCCUCAGGUCAAAAUGCUCCAACAGCCUCUCCUUUAAAGCAGGAUUUAGAUAGAAUACAGAAGGAGGAGACACAUGAGCAAAGGGCUGAGGAUGGGACUGAGGAACCUCACUCCAACCAGGUGUCAUACUCUGCUGUUAUCACAAAUCACCCUACAGGGCUAAAAAAAAACAUUUCACUGCCAUCUGCAACUGAAGAGUCCCCAGGUGAUAUUCAGCCAAGUACCAGUCCUGCUAAACAGCAUAUAACUGCUCCAAAGACAUCAGCAACAAACACGCCACCUCCAGCUUCAUCCAAUCCACCCUCCUCUACCUCAUCCCCAUCCAGGGGCAAGGCGCUCUCUUCGCCCGCUUCCUUCCAGAUGCCAGCUCUCUUCAGUGGGUUGCGAGUGCUGAAGAAAGGAGCGGUGGGGGAGGACAGGGAAACGGUGUCAGAGAUCAAACAGAGUGAGAAGGAUGCUGACCUGGCCCUGCUCAGCCUGAAGAAGACAGUAAACAAAGCCAAGCUCUUCCCUGAGCAGAACACAGUCACUCCAGUCAAAAAACAUGCAGAGCCUAAACCUGUUAAAGACACAAAAAGCACUGUAAUGGGACACUUGAGUCAGCUUCUCAACGUAGACAACCAGGAUGAGACCAAAAAGGCAGAUGCUGGGCAGGAUGCUGACCCUGAAAACAGCAGAAAAGAGUCUGACAAUGGAGAAGAGGAAGCAGGAGAGAAAAUCCCAGGUCCACAAACUCCUACACCCCCACCCGAGAAAAAGAAGACCUCAGACUUGGCCUAUGAAACCUUCAAGAACAUCUUUGGCCCCAAAACAAUGAAAAAGGAAAAAUCAGAAGAUGUGGACCUGGAGGCCGUGAAAAAGAGAAUCAAGAGUGACAAGGAAAGCCUGAGGUCUAUUUUUGAGAGAACUUCCAAAUCUCCUGGCAAGGAACUCAACAGUCCCACAGAGGCUCAUACGGAGGUCACAUCUCCUACAGACAGUGAGGACCGGACCCCAGGGCGUCUUCAGGCUGUGUGGCCCCCACCCAAACCUAAAGACGAGGAAGAGAAGGUGGGGCUUAAAUACACCGAGGCAGAGCACCAGGCUGCUCUCUUGCAGCUGAAGAGAGAGUGCAAGGAAGAUCUGGAGAGGAUGCAUUCUGACUUUGAGCUGCAAAUCUUCCAACUGCGAGUUGAGCAUGCUGUCUCAAUAUCACAUCUGGAAGGAGUCAUUGCUAAGAUGCAAAGAGACAGUUAUAAUACAAGUCAGGACCGGGGUGAGGUCCGCGAUGCUGCUGUGUCCACUGCCGAUGACCUGACACCCAAGACCUACCGCACCGUGAGUAUCCAGACGGAACGGGAGACUUUCAUCAAGAGCCCUGAGGGUGACAGUGGAACCCUUUGUUCAGCACCACCAGAAUGUGCCGAAAAGACUCAACUGGACUCUAUUGGACUAAAUCUAAAAGCUGAAACGGCCCCAGGGGCUUCUGGACCACCCCCACCCCCUCCUCCGCCUCCGCCUCCCCCUCUCCCACCAGGCCUCUCGGGACCUCCCCCCCCACCCCCCCCACCUCCUUCUUUGCUAGGCAACACAGGAGCACCGCCACCGCCCCCCCCCACCUCCACUCCUGGAGGUGGUCUGCCGCCCCCACCACCCCCCUCCCCCGCCUGCCUACCUGGCGCUGGUCCACCUCCUCCUCCCCCUCCUCCAGGCUGUGGUCCACCACCUCCUCCCCCGAUGGGCUUCAGUUUCGACCAGAAGGUGGAGAGCACCACGAAACUUGCCAUUGAGCCAGCCUGUCCAAUGAAGCCUCUAUACUGGACCAGGAUACAGAUACAGGACAAUAACAACAACACACUCUGGGGUUCUCUGGAGGAACCGAACAUCGUCUGCGCCAAUGAGUUUGAGGAACUUUUCUCCAAGGCUACGCUGCAGCCAGUGAAGAAGCCCCUGUCAGACACCUAUGAGAAGAAGGCCAAAACUAAGAAGAUUAUCAAGCUGCUGGAUGGGAAACGUUCACAAGCAGUUGGUAUCCUCAUAUCGAGCCUGCAUCUGGAGAUGAAGGACAUUAAGCAAGCUGUUCUUACUGUGGACAACUCUGUGGUGGAUUUGGAGACCAUUGAGGCUUUAUAUGAAAAUAGGGCCACCAAUGAUGAGCUGGUCAAGAUAACGAAGCAUUAUGAGAAUUCUAAAGAAGAUGAAGUCAAACUGCUGGAUAAACCUGAACAGUUUCUCUAUGAGCUCUCUCAGAUUCCCGACUUUGCGGGCCGAGCCCACUGCAUCAUCUUCCAGUCGGUAUUUCUCGAUACCAUCUCCUCAAUCCGUCGCAAGGUGGAGAUAAUCUCGAAUGUCAGCAAAGAGCUGUUGGAGUGUAAUAGCUUGCGGGAUGUAUUAGGUCUCGUUCUGGCCUUUGGGAACUACAUGAACGGAGGGAACAGGACAAGAGGUCAAGCUGAUGGCUUCGGACUGGAGAUCCUCCCCAAACUAAAGGAUGUCAAGAGCAGAGACAAUCGUAUGAACCUGGUGGAUUAUGUUGUUUUGUACUACCUGCGUAAUUUUGACAAACAUGCCGGCACAGACAAGAGUGUGUUCCCCAUGCCAGAGCCCCAGGAUUUCUUCCAGGCUGGUCAGGUUAAGUUUGAAGACCUCACCAAGGACAUCAGAAAGCUGAGGAAAGAUCUGACUGCUUGUGAGAAAAGUGUGCAGAAGGUGUGUGCUAACUCGUCAGAGGAAAACCUCCAGCCCUUCAAGGAGAAAAUGGAAGGAUUCAUCUCUGCCGCUCAAAAGGAGCAUUCAGCUGAAGAGGAACGACUCAGUUCAGUGCAGAGAAGUUUCCAGGACAUGGUGAGCUACUUUGGGGUGAAGCCAAAGUCCGGGGAGAAAGAUGUGGCCCCAAGUUACGUUUUUAUGUUUUGGUACGAGUUUUGCAACGACUUCAAGAACUCCUGGAUACGACAAAACAAGAACAUCUCCAAGGAGAGGUUGAAGGAAGCUCAAGAAAACAUCAAGAAGAUCACAGCAGAGAAGAGAGUUGAAACCAAGAAGAUCAAUGGCAACAGUCUGAAAGAGAGGCUGCGGCAGAAGGAAGCCAGCGUUCUUCCAGCUGAGUGAUAGGACUAGUAGCUGCAGAGAAAGGACGAGGUUGGUGUAGAUCACAGAUCAGAAAAUGUGCCGGCCUUAUUUCUCCUGCGUUUCGAUUCGGACUGCCCACUGUGCACCACCAUAAAGACUCACAAUAAAACCUCACGUAUUACUCCCAAUGCUCUAUAUCUCUGCUCUACAAACCCCCGCCCUUCCCCAACCUAACCUCCACCCCCCUGUAUACAAGCUGGGCCUGCAGCAAGGAUGCAUGGCUGACAUAGCCAAAGUGAUGAGAGUCUCCAAGGCCAAAGGUUGAUCUCAUUCAUCCAGCAGGGCACGACCUCUUGAGUGCCCAGCUUGUGAAAGGUCUCAAGGGUUCAAUGGGAUUCACAACAGCUGACACAUCCAAGAGUUUCCUUCUUGGUCUACAAGAGCUGAGAAUUUUUUUCUUUCUCAACUGUAGAUGUUAGACAGCAGAGUGAUAAUGCUCCUAUAUACUCAAAGUGUUAAGACGUUGUGACCUGAAGAAGAAAAUCCCUGUUGACAAAACAAAUCUCUCUCUCUUUCUCUCUGGAAGUGGUAAAAAAAGCAGUUGCUAGUGUUACUUGCUGUAGUGAAAAAGCUUUUCAUUCACCAUGGCUCAUUAAAAGUCUUGUAAAUAUGUCAUGUUGUAGAAUUGGCAGGGACUGUGCAGCUUUGAGGAGUAUGAUAAAAUGACCCCCCCACACACACGCACGCACGCACGCACAUACUUAAGAACAUAAGUAGAACACAACAAGUUUUGGCCGUUCAACCACUUUCACCCAAGAUAUCACGAAAAGUUGCUAAUCUUUUGUGCUGUGCAUCACAUUGUGUCCGGCACACCUUUUAAGCACUUUACUGUUUGCUGUAGCUGUAUGUUGUAGCUCGCCAUAAGGCACACUCCCCUGUUAAUGCAAACUGCGUGGAUUUUUUUUUUUUAAGGAUGUGCACUUUUUUUGCACCCCUUUUUCUAUGCAAGGGUAUGUUCGACUUAGAUAAUUUAUGAACUGUAUUGCUUGAUGAAAUCCUAAUAGAUAUUUUUCUUUAAAAAGUUGAUUGAAGAAUAUGUUUUCUUUUCGCAAAUGUAAGAGGUGACCAAGCUCCUGUCUCCUUCAAGAAAAGUAUAUUUAUGUAAGGAAAGAUUUAUUUUCUGCCAAAAAGCAUCAGCUUUGUUCCCUUUUGAGGUUGUAUUUUUAUGAGUUGUAAUCGACUGAGAAGCUUCCAAAUAGUUCAGUCGGAUGAAAGAUAUAUUUUCACUUGGAUAUCACUUUUCUGUUGUGCCCACUAAUUCACAGUGUACGCGGCGAUAUGAUAUGUGGUGUUUAAGUAAUUAUUUAGAAUGAAGAUGGCCUUUUCUGUUCAGAUUUGGAGAGAUGAGGGUUGUAUUUUAGGUAUUGAGAAUAUUUUAGCAUAUCACCUGAAGCCAUGUGAGUUAGUAUACCUCAGACAGACUUUCAUUGUCAGAGUAUCCAUGAAACUGCACCUUGAAUUACAUGUUUUACCCUCCAAAGUCUUUCACCUGUGCCAUUUAUUUUGUAAAAAGAAAAUCUAGAUAUUUCAUAAACUGCUAUGUUUUGCUUUAGAGGGAUUGAAAAGCAAAAAAGAGCUGAUACCGACCAAGGAACUGCUGUGGUCGGUAUGUAUGUAUGUAUGUAUGUAUGUAUGUAUGCCGGGUUGAUAUAACCUUCAGUAGCUCUAAUAUAUAGGUGCUCUGUGAUUUUAUGGAAUUGUUUUAAAUUUCAAGAUUAAACUGCUGGAUGCUGAACAAACUGGA